AUGAAGAAAUUACUGCUGAUUUCACUUAUUUUACCCAUUAUUUUUUGUACACGAUUUUUGCGGGAUGAGGAGGAUGAGGAAACUGAGGAGAUUUCGACGGUUAGUGAGGGCUAUGACCUGGCAUAUUGAGAAUUGGGGGAAUUUGCGAUUUUUGAGCCCAAACUUGAAAUUUUUGCAAGUGCGCUCUAUUGAUAACCCAGUUUUUAACCAAAAUUUUCAAAUUUUUGCAGGCUGACGGCCUCGAAGUCGCCGAAUACUGUGCAGCAGUCCACGCGCAAUACAACUAUUUUUGUCGUGGAAUCUGGUCAAUCGAAAAAAUCCGGCGAAAUCAGCGAAAACUCGACGAAAUCAACAAAUUCUGUCCGAGUUACAAGAAGGCUUGCAUCAAAAAUGGAGAGAGCAGCGAGGAAGAUGAGCUAACUCCAGAGGAAAAAGCGGAGCAUCGAAAAGGCGUGGAAAAUCGGGCCGGUGAGAUGGUUUUUGAGGAGGUUCUGGAGAAAUUGGAGGAAAUUGUGCCGUGCCGCCCGAAUUGUGACGUCAGAAAUCAUCCGCAUUGUACAAGGCGGUGUAAGGUGAGUUGAUUUGGGAAAUUUGGGAUUUUUUGAGUCUAGAUAAGCCUAGGCUUGUUUAGACUCAAAAAAUCCCGAUUUUCAGCCAAAAAUCUAUAAAUUUCAGACCUGAAAACUUUUUUUCAGUGCGAAUACGAGGCGAAGCGGACGAAAAAAUGGUGUUCUCGACCAAGCCCCAGGAAUGAGUAUUUUUGUCAACUUUGGUACGCUUCGUGCUCCGGAUAUCUUGAUUAA
This is a messenger RNA of Caenorhabditis angaria, 803 nucleotides long. NCBI's taxonomy places the organism in Eukaryota, Metazoa, Nematoda, Chromadorea, Rhabditida, Rhabditidae. The record is from the annotation of a GenBank genome assembly.